This is a messenger RNA of Hymenoscyphus albidus, 324 nucleotides long. The record is from the annotation of a GenBank genome assembly. NCBI's taxonomy places the organism in Eukaryota, Fungi, Ascomycota, Leotiomycetes, Helotiales, Helotiaceae.
AUGAUCAGAGAUGCCUGGUUGCUAUCCUCAGCCCUACGAGACGACUCAACGACUGCGCAGCUCCAACACUGGCACAAGGAAUUGGAGCUCUGGGAGAUAUGCAGGGCGAGAACUGAAUUGGAGACGAGACUGGCGGAACUAGAGUCAAGAGGAAACAAGUUGACCCAGUCUUUAGAAGAGGACAAAACUUGCCCGUCAUUCCAUACCGAUGAAUUAUGGCUCAAGGCGAUACCUCAAAAUCACACGCUUGCAAGGGCUGAGAAUGAAAUAGCGGGGGGAUUGGUCAAUGAUAGCGAGAGCACUGACUAUGGCUCAAUGCCUUAG